Messenger RNA from Mirounga angustirostris (Northern elephant seal), 1389 nucleotides. RefSeq names its product patatin like phospholipase domain containing 5 (gene PNPLA5). Gene Ontology annotation, molecular function: triacylglycerol lipase activity. The record is from RefSeq and is a predicted model, not a curated record. Lineage: Eukaryota; Metazoa; Chordata; Mammalia; Carnivora; Phocidae. Gene Ontology annotation, cellular component: cytoplasm; lipid droplet; membrane. Gene Ontology annotation, biological process: triglyceride catabolic process; lipid homeostasis.
AUGGUGCGUCUGCCCCAGAGGAGCAGCAAUCAGAGCAGAAACGGCUCUGUGGGUCCUCGCAUCCAAGGGCCUCAGACGCGGACUGCCCGGGCCGGCCUCACCGCCGUGCGCUGCUUCGAGGACGAGGGCAGCUGGAGCCUGUCCUUCUCGGGCGCCGGCUUCCUGGGGCUCUACCAUGUGGGCGUGACCCGCUGCCUCAGCGAGCGCGCCCCGCACCUCCUCCGGGGCGCCCGCCGCUUCUACGGCUCCUCGGCCGGGGCGCUCAACGCCGUCGCCUCCCUCGUCGCGGGCAAGACGGUCGAUUUCUGCUGCUCCCGUCUCCUGGGCAUGGUCAAGCAGGUGGAGCAGCUGAGCCUGGGCAUCUUCCACCCCGCCUUCGCACCCAUUGAGCACAUUAGGCAGCAGUUGCAGGACAGCCUGCCUUCCAACAUUCAUAUCCUGGCCUCCCAGAAGCUGGGCAUCUCGCUGACCCGAUGGCCCGAUGGCCACAACAUCAUAGUCACCAACUUCACAACCCGCGAUGAAGUCAUCCAGGCUCUGGUCUGCACCCUAUACUUUCCUUUCUACUGUGGGACAAUUCCCCCCGAAUUCAGAGGGGAGCGCUAUAUCAACAGGGCUCUGAGCAACAACCUGCCCUUUGCAGACUCCUCCUCCACCAUCACUGUGUCCCCUUUCCACGGGACAGUGGACAUCUGCCCCCAAAGCACCUCGGCCAGCAUGCAUGAGCUGAAUGCCUUCAAUGCCAGUUUCCAGCUCUCCAAGAAGAACUUUUUCCUGGGGUUCGUCGCCCUCAUACCCCCCAGCCCUGAGGUCGUAGCAGACAGCUGCAGACAAGGCUACCUGGACGCCCUCAGGUUCCUGGAGAGACGUGGACUUACCAAGGAACCAGUGCUUUGGAUGCUGGUGUCGAGGGAGCCCCCAGCCCCAGCUGAUGGGAGCCAGGAUGCCGGUCAUGACAGAGGCCAGAAGAGGGACCUGUCUCUCAACUGGGGGCCCAGUGUGCUGGUCAAGGAUGUGCCUGACUUUGAGCAGCUCUCACCAGAGAUGGAGGCCGCACUGAAGAAAGCAUGUGUGCGGGACCCUAGCACCUGGGCACGCUUCUGCCGGUCGGGCCUUGGGCGGGCACUGACCUACUUGUUGCUGCCCUACACACUACCCUUCGAGUACGUUUACUUCCGGAGCAGAAGGUUGGUGGCAUGGCUGCCUGAUCUGCCAGCUGACUUGUGGUGGAUGCGGGGCGUGCUGCAGGGGUUGGCCCUCGAGAUCUACUCCAGGUCAAAGGACCAGCUCCUCCGACUGGUCAGCCUGCCCAUUACCAGCCCCCUCCGGCCUGGGGCAGCUCUUCUCGUGAACCUGGCCAAGGAGCCCAGACCUCCCCAUCAGGCCUGA